UCAAACACCCAGACAGAUCUUCACUAUAUUUCCAGAAGAAAAAAAACCCAGUCGUUAUCAACCAGCCAGCCAUCAAUAUGUACACCAAACAAGUCAUCGUGGCUCUUGCAGCCUUUACUGCAGCCAGCGCCGCCGUCCUUCCCCGCCAGGUCGUGACACCGGAGCCAGCUCAAGGUGCCCCAAGUGGCACUUACUCCAUCACCAGUUUCCAAGUCGACCAACUUCCCGGUAGUCUGUACACAACAUACACUCUCCAAGUCACAGAUCCUUCGAACCCAUCCACCGCACCCGACAACACAUCUACGACCUGCUCCACAGAAGCAUCUACCCUUCCCGCCAUUGCCGGCUUUCAGGACCUGUCUUGCGACGACCCCAGCGUCAAGUGGUCUUUUGUGGCCAACAGCACAGGGUACAAUUUGGAGAUCAAGCACAACUGGGGCGAACAAGUACAACAUGCAAUUUUCGUGGCUUAUGACAAUGUUACGGAUACGGCCACUGCCUUCUUCCCGUCGAGCGAUGUGAAGAAUAACCCGAACGCAGAGCCAGGCCAAAGCGCUCCUUAUCUCGAUGCUCCCGCUUCGUUUGAUCUUGAGUACUACCGCUACAUCUCGUAGGUGUAGACCAGUCGUGGUGUAGCACAAUGGUGCGACUCUGGGAUCUGAGGUUAUGGGCGUAAAGGAAAGAUGCAUUUUU
Messenger RNA from Mollisia scopiformis, 693 nucleotides. RefSeq lists its product as uncharacterized. The transcript has a single exon. Lineage: Eukaryota; Fungi; Ascomycota; Leotiomycetes; Helotiales; Mollisiaceae. The record is from RefSeq and is a predicted model, not a curated record. The coding region runs from base 78 to 614 and encodes 178 amino acids.